Saxophila tyrrhenica is the source of this 567-nucleotide messenger RNA. RefSeq lists its product as uncharacterized. The record is from RefSeq and is a predicted model, not a curated record. NCBI's taxonomy places the organism in Eukaryota, Fungi, Ascomycota, Dothideomycetes, Mycosphaerellales, Extremaceae. The transcript has 2 exons. The coding region runs from base 1 to 567 and encodes 188 amino acids.
AUGGAUCGCCAAACUAAGCUCCUCCUCCUCGCCCGCGCCUCCCAAAUCGUCUUCACAAUAGCAACAAUGUGCCUCCUCGGCGCCUGUGCCAACCUCAAAAGGUGGACUCAUCCCUCUGACGGAAGCUUUUCGACGGCCUGGAAACCGUACGGGAUGGUCAUGUGCUCUGGCCUUUACAACUCCGCCUUCAGCAUGCUCUUUGGUCUCCUUGGUAUCGUUGCUGCAACUCGACCGGACAAAUUGGCUUGGCAGAUCAUGAUAGCGCUUGAUUGUGGAGGGGUCGCGCUUAGUGUUGGUGCUUUGGUGUGUGCUAUCAAGGGAGCCAUCGGAUUCGGCUGGCACUCUGCGAGUCUUUGGUAUGCCACCAUCGCUUUUGCCUCAUUUGCGGCGGUCGCAACGGGCUUUUCCGCCCUCGUGAUGGCAUACGUGCACAUGCAUGUCAGCGUUUCCAGCAAGAAGCACAGUUGGCUCGCCGAAACGCCUAGGGAAGUGGAGCAAGAGCCUUACCAUGACGACCAGCCGGUCCUUAGCGAAGUGCGCCGUGUUUCUCCGGUGCACGGCUCAUGA